CUCUGACUCUCAACUUCCCUUUGCCGAGUGCAGGACCCACCUCUGAUGUUCAGUGAGGAGUACCAGAAGAGUCUGCUUGAGCAGUACCAUUUGGUUCUGGAUCAGAAGCGCAAAGAAUAUGUGGUCGGAGAGCUCAUCUGGAAUUUUGCCGAUUUCAUGACUAACCAGUCACCCUCGAGAGCCAUUGGGAACAGAAAAGGAAUCUUCACCCGGCAGAGACAACCCAAAAGUGCCGCGUUUCUCCUGCGGGAGCGGUACUGGAGGCUUGCCAACCAGACCAGGAAGGGACGCUGGCUGCCCCAAACAGAGUACAUGCCUCCUGGGCUGUCCAUGGUACCAGAAGGCUUCUGGUCUGGAUUUUGUGGUAAUCUCCCAGAAGGGGGGUGCCAAAGGUGAUAAUACGGCUUUUCUGGUAUGGGAAUAAAGAGUUGGCAUGCCUUAAACAGAAUGCUUGUCCUGGUGGAAAACACAUGGACUCUCUUUUGUGUGCCAGGCUGCUUCCAAAGCCUGAGCUGUAUGCAGACCUGAGAACCUGGUGCCCUAGCACCCACACCAGGCUGUUUGCAGACCUACCAUGGCCCCAGCACUGCGCUCUGGUAUGAAAGCAGGCCAGCCUUGACUCAGAAAGACUUUCAUUGCCAUAGUCUCACAGGUACUGACAUACUUAUAGAAGUGCUGUCGUGUCACUGUCACUCACAAGGUUGAUGCCACAAACUCCAUAGUUAGGACAAAAAAGAAAGGUUUAAGCAUUGAUGACUACCUGACUUGGAGCUCUGAGGUAACCGGUCUCCUGGGACGUUGUCCCAAUCUCACCUGUAGUCUUGAUGAUAUUAUAGUAGCCUGUGGGUUCUAUCACAGCUGAUAUCACGCAACGUGACAUACCUCUAAGCAAGUUGGGUCUGUGAGUGAGCACUCCGUGCCUUCGCAACUGACAGCGAAACUCUGCGAAGUUGAGCUUCCCCCUCCCCCUUCCAUAGGCUCCACUGAAUGGUCCUGAGAUUUGACAAUCCAUCAAGCCAUUUGUUUUAAAAAAAAUACUCCUUUUGGUGGCCAGCCAAAUGGAAGACAGUGACCAGUACAGUUCUGGACACGUAGCCUAACCACUUCUGUUGUGCCUGAUUGAAAUGUCAACACUCAUCCCCUUUUAGUCUUCCUUUCCAAGUUCUAUGAAAAAUUAGAGAUAAUUUAGCCUACUCUAACUAGGUUUCUUCAAACCACUUUUAAAAAUAAGCCAGGCAUGGUGGUGCAAACCUGUGGCCCCAGCUAC
This is a messenger RNA of Castor canadensis (American beaver), 1267 nucleotides long. Lineage: Eukaryota; Metazoa; Chordata; Mammalia; Rodentia; Castoridae. The record is from RefSeq and is a predicted model, not a curated record.